AUUUAGCAUCCAAACAUAACAUGUCCUUACCACAAGACAUCCCAACCCCCGACAACGCCUUUUAUGUCCUCGUUACGGGCGCCAACAGCGGCCUCGGCCUCGGGAUUGGAACUCGGCUGAUUGAUGAGUUUCUCCAGACCCGGCCCCAGACGGAAUCCCUCGUCCUCAUCAUCACCACACGCGAUCAGCGCAAAGGCGACGCCACGAUUCAUAGGCUGGAGCAGCACCUGGCAAACACCAUCCGCUCCCACGAGCGCAAGCUCCCAGGCAUUGCUCAGGUUCUGCGCAACCGCGUAUACUUUCGGCAAGAGCGCUUAGAUCUGCUGAGUCUGAUCUCGGUGCAGAAGCUUAGCAAAAAGCUACGAGAGACGACGCCUAGGCUCGACGUGUUCAUCUGCAAUGCUGGCAUUGGUGGCUGGACAGGAAUCAAUUGGCCCCAGGCCAUUUGGACCAUUCUCACCAAUUGGAGCCAUGCCAUAACCUGGCCUACCUACAAGAUCUCUGGUGUUGGAUGGCUUGCAAAGCCGCAGAUACAGGCGGAAAAGGAGGUGGAAGAGCCGCCUCUGGGCCAAGUCUUCUGCGCGAAUGUCUUUGGCCACUACAUGCUGGGCCAUUACCUUGCACCGCUGCUAGCCAAGCACCCCAAGAGCAGCAAGACGAGGGGCCGCAUCAUCUGGGUCAGCAGUCUUGAGGCCUACGACCAUGUGUUUGAUGUACAGGAUAUCCAAGGUAUCCUCUCCGACAUGCCAUAUGAGGUUAGCAAGCGCCUGACAGAUGUCUUGGCCAUUUCGUCAAGGCUACCGUGUACAAGGCAAUCCGUGGCCCAGUAUCUGGAGCCAGCCAAAGGAAAAGCCGAAGCUAAGGAGGAGGAUGCCAAGGAGGUGACCGAGCCACGACUGUACGUCACCCACCCGGGGAUUUGCGGAACGGCAAUAAUGCCGCUCCCGCUGAUACUCGAGUACUGCAUGCUGAUUGCCUUUUAUGUGGCGCGAUGGGUGGGCAGUCAGUGGCAUACGGUCAGCGCGGAGAAGGGGGCGACGGCCAUGGUGUGGCUAGCGCUUGUGAGUCAGAGCACCCUCGACAGCAUCGAGGCAAACGAGGGCGUGGGCAAAUGGGGGAGUGCAACAGACUUUUGGGGACAGGAGCGUGUAGAUCGCACCGAGGUACCGGGGUGGGGUUGGGGAGGCAAGAUAGGGGAGGAGGUGAGGAGGAAAGGUAGGGAUCCGUAUGCAAAGGACCUAUGCAAGGAGAGCCAAGAGCGGUUUGUCGAGACUGGGACCAAAUGCUGGGAGCAGAUGGAAAGGCUGCGUGUCGAAUGGGAGGAUCGGCUGCGUAGCGCUGGAGUCGGUGAGGACAUGUCGUCGUGAGGCAGCAAUCUUGUUGGCGCACAUGGAAGAACCGGGGCAAACAGACAGACAGGCAAUCAGACAGGGUGUAUGUUGAGUAUAUACACACGUACGUAUGUAUGUAAGUAGACAUGUAAGUACAUGGUAGAG
Messenger RNA from Bipolaris maydis ATCC 48331, 1496 nucleotides. RefSeq lists its product as uncharacterized. Lineage: Eukaryota; Fungi; Ascomycota; Dothideomycetes; Pleosporales; Pleosporaceae. Gene Ontology annotation, cellular component: mitochondrial outer membrane; endoplasmic reticulum membrane; lipid droplet. Gene Ontology annotation, biological process: ergosterol biosynthetic process. The record is from RefSeq and is a predicted model, not a curated record. Gene Ontology annotation, molecular function: 3-beta-hydroxysteroid 3-dehydrogenase (NADP+) activity.